This is a messenger RNA of Neoarthrinium moseri, 519 nucleotides long. RefSeq lists its product as uncharacterized. The transcript is spliced from 3 exons. The record is from RefSeq and is a predicted model, not a curated record. Lineage: Eukaryota; Fungi; Ascomycota; Sordariomycetes; Amphisphaeriales; Apiosporaceae. The coding region runs from base 1 to 519 and encodes 172 amino acids.
AUGAAAAUCGGUGUGGUACUCUUGACCGUGGCAGCGAGUAGCCUGGCCACCGCUGCCGUCGUUGCUGAUCGGCCUCCUACCAACGAGAACCUUGAACACAAUGUGACAUCCGAGGUCCGUGACCUCGUGCUUGAGAAACGCCGUUCUUCUUGCGGUGAAGGAAUGACCCGCCAAGGCGAGUGGAAGAGCGCCGUAGACUGUCUCCUCGGCAAGUUCGACGACAAGUUAUAUCUGGAUAAUAAGAAAUGGAAAUACUGCAUGCGGGGCGAGACCGUGGCUUUCGUUUGCCCUUAUUCGGGUGGCUACAAGAGCAAGGACGACAUCAAAGCUACAUUCAAGUGGGUUAGUGAUACUUGCGUUUACAACCCCCCCUUUCAAGUUAAUGGUCAAUACAUGGAUCAAAUGGGCUACAACCAAGUCUCUGGGGGCCAGGGCGAUUGGACAGCUGGCAUUGCAGAGGUCAAAGAUCACUUCUGUGACAAGAAUUACUACGGCGAGAAUGGGAAAUUGGAUAACUAG